CACAGCGACGCAAAAAGGAGCGGGAUUCAUUCAUGCUGCUUGUAGCAGCAAUCUAGGGCUGCUAGAAAGUAGUUUUGAUAUUUUACUUUGCAAUUCAUGAUCAAGCAACAAAGGACAGCAGUUGACAUGGUCUUGUCAAUUCGCAGUGGAAAAGUCUCUGCUGCUGCGUUGGUGCCUACCUAUAUCCUCGGAUUGCAGCUGUGAUUAGUUCCCACAGUGUGAAAGAGAACACUGGCUGCGACGGAGAUAUGAUGAUUCUUUUUACAGUUCGAAGAGGACUAAAGGUAGCAUGCUGCUAGGAGCAGGCUUACAGGGAAGAGCAUCUCCCUGGUGGCCACAGAGACUAAGGCCCCUAGGCGGAUCUUCUUAAGCGAGGGGAAAAAAAAAUGUUCAUAAAGCUGUCCAUUUUCCAAAAUGGAGCUUAAUUCCACCAGUUAGCCACAAUAGUUGCCAAACUAAAGACCCUUCUCUUUUCCGUCUCCUACUUCUUAUACUGUCUUCUCUCUGUCCUCUAAAAAAUCAUUCUUUCAUUUGUUCCCUUCUGCCAUUCUGUUUUCAUAUAUAUAGUAGAGUUCCCACAAUCUCUCUUCAUCCUCAACCCGCCAAUCAUUGAUCAUCUACCUGUGUUUUCUCUGUUUUAAGUUUUCCUUCCUCUGAAAAUUUAAAGUAGUUCAAACAGCACGUUCUUAGGAAGAAGCUAAUUCAGGAGCUAUCUGCUGCUUUCUUUUUAAUCGAAUAGCUAUAGCCCGGAAAGGGAAGAAAUCAUGGGUGUCCAGUCACUUGAUGCAGUUAUGAAAGAAUCCGUCGAUCUGGAAAAUGCGCCAAUGGAAGAAGUCUUUGAGCAUCUCAAAUGCACAAGAGAAGGUCUGAGCUCUGACGAAGUUCAAGAGCGAUUGGAGCUGUUUGGAUAUAACAAGCUUGAAGAGAAGACUGAAAACAAAUUCCUCAAGUUCUUGGGGUUUAUGUGGAAUCCUCUUUCAUGGGUCAUGGAAGCUGCCGCUCUCAUGGCCAUUACUCUUGCCCAUGGAGGGGGGAAGAGUGCAGAUUACCAUGAUUUCGUUGGCAUCAUAGUGCUGCUCAUAAUCAACUCCACUAUCAGUUUCAUAGAGGAAAACAACGCUGGUAAUGCAGCUGCUGCUCUCAUGGCUCGGCUGGCGCCAAAGGCCAAGGUCCUUCGAAAUGGUAGAUGGAGCGAGGAAGAUGCUGCUGUUUUGGUGCCUGGAGACAUUGUCAGCAUCAAGCUUGGUGAUAUCAUUCCUGCUGACGCCCGCCUUCUUGAAGGAGAUCCCUUAAAGAUUGAUCAGGCUGCUUUGACUGGAGAGUCUCUACCUGUGACCAAAAGUCCUGGAGAUGGAGUAUACUCUGGCUCAACCUGCAAGCAAGGCGAAAUAGAAGGUGUAGUGAUUGCUACCGGAGUUCACACAUUCUUCGGGAAAGCAGCUCAUCUUGUUGACAGCACAAACAACGUUGGCCAUUUCCAAAAGGUUUUGACAGCAAUUGGAAACUUCUGCAUUUGCUCAAUUGCUGUUGGUAUGGUGAUCGAAAUCGUGGUGAUUUAUGGCCUACAAAAGAGAGCGUACCGAGUUGGGAUUGAUAAUCUACUAGUUCUCCUUAUCGGUGGGAUCCCAAUUGCCAUGCCAACCGUUCUUUCAGUCACUAUGGCCAUCGGAUCACAUCGCCUGUCUCAGCAGGGUGCCAUAACGAAAAGAAUGACAGCUAUUGAAGAAAUGGCAGGAAUGGAUGUUCUUUGCAGUGACAAAACAGGCACAUUGACGCUCAACAAACUAACAGUGGACAAAACUAUGGUUGAGGUUUUCGCCAGGGGUGUUGACAAGGAUUUGGUCGUGCUGAUGGCUGCCAGAGCAUCAAGGCUUGAGAACCAAGACGCCAUUGAUACUGCAAUUGUUAACAUGUUGGGAGACCCUAAGGAGGCACGAGCCGGCAUUAGAGAAAUUCACUUCCUCCCCUUCAACCCAACUGACAAGAGGACUGCCCUCACAUACUUGGACGGCGAAGGUAAAAUGCACAGAGUCAGCAAAGGUGCACCAGAACAGAUUCUCAACCUGGCACAUAACAAAAAAGAAAUCGCAAACAAGGUCCAUUCAAUCAUUGACAAAUUUGCAGAACGCGGAUUAAGAUCUCUUGGAGUUGCUCGCCAGCAAGUUCCAGAUGGGAAUAAGGACAGCGCCGGAGGACCGUGGGAAUUUGUUGGCCUUCUCCCCCUCUUCGACCCUCCUCGCCACGACAGUGCUGAAACAAUCAGGAGAGCUUUGGAUUUAGGUGUCAGUGUUAAGAUGAUUACAGGUGAUCAGCUUGCCAUUGGCAAGGAGACAGGAAGAAGGCUUGGAAUGGGAACAAAUAUGUACCCGUCUUCGUCCCUGCUUACUGAGGGUGGAAAUGAAGCAACUGGGUCUCUCCCCAUCGAUGAGCUCAUUGAGAAGGCUGAUGGCUUUGCCGGAGUGUUCCCUGAACAUAAGUACGAGAUUGUGAGGAGACUUCAAGCCAGAAAGCACAUUUGUGGAAUGACUGGAGAUGGAGUGAAUGAUGCCCCUGCCUUGAAGAAAGCAGACAUUGGUAUUGCAGUGGCGGAUUCAACUGAUGCUGCGAGAGGUGCUUCUGAUAUUGUCUUGACAGAGCCUGGUCUUAGUGUCAUCAUCAGCGCUGUGCUGACCAGCCGAUCCAUCUUCCAGAGAAUGAAGAAUUACACUAUUUAUGCUGUGUCCAUCACCAUCCGUAUCGUCUUUGGAUUCUUGAUGCUGACUUGCUUCUGGAAGUUCGACUUCCCACCUUUCAUGGUCCUAGUCAUAGCCAUUCUCAACGAUGGAACAAUCAUGACCAUAUCCAAGGACAGAGUAAAGCCAUCACCCGUACCUGAUAGCUGGAGGUUGAGUGAGAUUUUCGCCACUGGCGUCGUCCUUGGUGGCUACUUAGCACUCAUGACCGUCGCCUUCUUCUGGCUGGCUUACGAGACCAACUUCUUCACAAAAUACUUCCAUGUAACGAGCUUCCAGCAGGACGACUACGACCUCACAAACAAAGCAGUUGCUGAUCAACUCAACCAGCAAUUAGCCUCAGCAUUGUACCUCCAGAUUAGCACCAUCAGCCAAGCUUUGAUCUUUGUCACCCGCUCCAGGGGAUGGUCUUUCCAGGAACGCCCUGGCUUCCUGCUCGUCUUCGCCUUCCUAGUCGCCCAACUGAUUGCAACCGUGAUCUCGGCGGAAGCAAACUGGAAAUUCGCUGGAAUCCGAAGCAUUGGAUGGAAGUGGACUGGAGCCAUAUGGGCUUUCAACGCCGUCACAUACGUGCUCCUCGAUCCCAUCAAAUUCAUCGUCAUGUACGCUCUCAGCGGCAGAGCCUGGGGACUGGUUGUGGACAAAAGGACUGCGUUCACCAACAAGAAGGACUUCGGGAGGGAAGAGAGGGAAGCGGCAUGGGCGACGGAGCAAAGAACUCUUCAUGGCCUGCAGAGCGAUUCCGACAUGAAAAUCUUCUCAGACAAGAGCACUUACAGAGAGAUCAGUCUCAUGGCCGAGGAAGCCAGGAAACGUGCUGAGAUCGCGAGGAUGAGGGAGCUUCACACGCUGAAAGGAAGAGUGGAGUCGUUUGCCAAGCUGAAGGGCUACGAUAUCGACUCCAUGAACCAGCACUACACUCUUUGAAGAACUGGAAAAAAGCAUUCGUCAACUCUACAUUAUCCCCAUCAACUGUUGUCUUCGAAAUUCAAUUUAUCUCUACUUUUAUUUUGUUCUCGAAUAUAUGUACGUCGUCUUAACUUUGCAUUUGUGUACCAGCAGAAUUAAAUAAAAUCCAAAUUAUUUA
Linum trigynum is the source of this 3819-nucleotide messenger RNA. NCBI's taxonomy places the organism in Eukaryota, Viridiplantae, Streptophyta, Magnoliopsida, Malpighiales, Linaceae. The record is from the annotation of a GenBank genome assembly.